This is a messenger RNA of Opisthocomus hoazin, 2567 nucleotides long. The record is from RefSeq and is a predicted model, not a curated record. Lineage: Eukaryota; Metazoa; Chordata; Aves; Opisthocomiformes; Opisthocomidae.
CAGCAGGCUGGGGAAGGGGAGGGGGGAGUGGGUGUGUGGGAUGGGGGCUAUGCCUCCAACCUGAUCGAGUCCAUUUGCCAAUCCACCGGGUGCAUCACUUCCGGAUCAGUCCUCAGUUUCUGCUGCAGAGGAGACCACACAAGCCAUGGCUGAGAGGAAGCAGUCUGGCCGGCAGGGUGAGGAAGAAGAAGUGCCAGCCUUCUUCAAAAACCUGGGCUCGGGCAGUCCCAAGCCCCGGCAGAAAUUCUGUGGCAUGUUCUGCCCGGUGGAAGGCUCCCUGGAGAACAAGACCAUCGACUUCGACUCCCUCUCGGUGGGCCGCGGAUCUAACAAAGUCGUGGCAAAGCAGAAGGAUGUUGCCCACCUGGGUCCGGAUGCUCCGUCCGUCUAUUCCAGGCAGAGCGGGAAGGGAGGGGAACCAUCUGUUGAUUUCGGGAGAAAGGUGGAGAUCAGGACUGCCACUGGGAAGGAGGCGCUGCAGAACCUGAAUGACAAGAGUGAUCGUCUUUUGAUCAAAGGUGGUAAAAUCGUUAAUGACGACCAGUCGUUCUAUGCAGACAUUUACAUGGAAGAUGGGUUGAUAAAGCAAAUCGGAGAGAACCUGAUUGUGCCGGGGGGAGUGAAAACUAUUGAAGCCCAUGGCAGGAUGGUGAUUCCUGGAGGGAUUGAUGUUCACACCCGCUUUCAGAUGCCAGAACAGGGGAUGACGUCUGCUGAUGACUUCUUCCAGGGAACCAAGGCUGCACUGGCUGGGGGCACCACCAUGAUCAUUGAUCACGUGGUUCCUGAGCCAGGGACCAGUUUGCUGACUGCAUUCGACCAGUGGCGAGAAUGGGCAGACAGCAAGUCCUGCUGCGACUACUCCCUGCACGUGGAUAUCACCGAGUGGCACAAAGGUGUCCAGGAGGAGAUGGAAGCUCUGGUUAAAGAUCAUGGUGUGAACUCCUUUUUGGUUUACAUGGCUUUCAAAGAUCGCUUUCAGCUAACUGAUUCUCAGAUAUAUGAGGUCCUGAGUGUAAUCCGGGAUAUUGGUGCGACAGCUCAAGUGCAUGCUGAGAAUGGUGACAUCAUUGCUGAGGAGCAGCAAAGGAUCCUGGAACUGGGGAUUACAGGGCCUGAAGGGCAUGUGUUAAGCAGACCUGAAGAGGUGGAGGCAGAGGCUGUGAACCGGGCAAUAACCAUCGCCAACCAAACCAACUGCCCCCUUUAUAUCACCAAGGUGAUGAGCAAAAGUGCCGCUGAUGUCAUUGCUCAAGCCAGGAAAAAGGGCACUGUGGUGUAUGGAGAGCCCAUCACAGCCAGCUUGGGUACCGAUGGAUCUCAUUACUGGAGCAAGAAUUGGGCUAAGGCAGCAGCUUUUGUUACUUCCCCACCACUGAGUCCUGACCCAACUACUCCUGAUUUUCUCAACUCGCUACUGUCCUGUGGAGACCUCCAAGUUACUGGCAGUGCCCACUGCACCUUCAACACUGCUCAGAAAGCUGUUGGGAAGGACAACUUCACCCUGAUCCCUGAAGGAACCAAUGGGACUGAAGAGAGGAUGUCCAUCAUCUGGGAUAAGGCGGUGGUGACUGGCAAGAUGGACGAGAACCAGUUUGUCGCUGUGACCAGCACAAAUGCAGCUAAAGUCUUCAACCUGUACCCGCGGAAGGGCCGUAUUGCAGUGGGCUCGGAUGCUGAUCUGGUUAUCUGGGAUCCUGACAGCGUCAAGACAAUCUCUGCCAAGACUCAUAACAUAUCUGUGGAGUACAACAUCUUUGAAGGCAUGGAGUGCCGCGGCUCUCCCCUGGUGGUUAUCAGCCAGGGGAAGAUCGUACUGGAGGAUGGGAAUCUCCACGUCACCGAGGGAUCGGGACGGUAUAUCCCCAGGAAACCGUUCCCUGACUUCGUUUACAAGCGCAUCAAAGCCAGGAGCAGGCUGGCUGAGCUGCGGGGUGUGCCUCGAGGCCUCUACGAUGGACCUGUCUGUGAAGUGUCAGUGACGCCGAAGACCGUCACGCCAGCAUCUUCAGCUAAGACGUCUCCUGCCAAACAGCAGGCCCCACCCGUGAGGAACCUGCACCAGUCUGGAUUCAGCUUGUCUGGGGCACAGAUCGACGACAACAUCCCGCGCCGCACGACUCAGCGCAUCGUGGCACCGCCCGGCGGACGCGCCAACAUCACCAGCUUGGGCUAAGGACCGAGCCCUUCCCAGCCCUCCCUGCGGACCAGGGGACGGGGGCACCUGGAGACCCUUUUGGAUUCUUUUAGAGCCUGUGACGGUUACUGUGGGCAACCAGUGGGGGGGGGGGCUGAAGUAAGGCGCCUCUUUCAGUCCCCUCAGAUUCCCUCCUCAUCUUCACCAACCCCUCUCACUUCUCCCAUCAGCCCCUACACAUUUAAAGAAAUAAACCCUGUUUUGACACCUCUGACAUGCAAAAGUAAAUGUAAAGAGGAUGUUUGAGAUAUGUGGCCUCUGUCCCAUUCAGCAUCUUUCUUUUAAUAAAGGAAGGACAAAGUGAAUUUCCCGGGAGCUGCCUUUAAGACACACACAAAAAAAGGAAUAAACAAAUAAUAAAUGUAAAAAA